Xyrauchen texanus (razorback sucker) is the source of this 1491-nucleotide messenger RNA. Its product is annotated as cAMP-regulated phosphoprotein 19-like. Gene Ontology annotation, molecular function: protein phosphatase inhibitor activity. The coding region runs from base 282 to 614 and encodes 110 amino acids. NCBI's taxonomy places the organism in Eukaryota, Metazoa, Chordata, Actinopteri, Cypriniformes, Catostomidae. The record is from RefSeq and is a predicted model, not a curated record. Gene Ontology annotation, cellular component: cytoplasm. The transcript has 3 exons.
ACAUUUAGCUACUUUUCGAGCAGGCUUUAGCUACUUUCCAUUGAAAAUAGUUGGCAACACUGCUCCAGUGCGGUAGACGACAGUGCAGCUCCAAGUUAAUCCGAGAAGCGUUUCUUCUUUCUCCCAAAGAAGAUAUUUAGUCUUUUCUAGUUAGCAGAAGCAUCAGAAGACGCGCUGCUGACACAAUACCAACGCAAAGCUCACUCUGGGCGAAAGAAAUCCAAGCGCCGUCCUGUUUUUAAGUGUUGUGUUUUAUUUUGUAUUUGCAUUUAAUUUACGUCAUGUCCAGUGAAGUGGAGGCGAGCAGAGAAGAGCAGCAGGAGAUGCACGACACCGUUGUAAGUCCAGAGAAAGCUGAGGAGGCCAAGCUGAAGGCACGUUACCCACAUUUGGGGACCAGGCCCGGUGGGUCGGAUAUGUUGCGGAAAAGAUUACAGAAGGGGCAAAAAUACUUCGACUCGGGUGACUAUAACAUGGCCAAAGCCAAGAUGAAGAACAAACAGCUUCCGACAGCAUCGUCAGAGAAGACCGAGAUAACUGGAGACCACAUUCCCACCCCUCAGGACCUGCCCCAAAGGAAGCAAUCUCUGGUGGCCAGCAAACUUGCCAUCUAAUGAGGACUGUAGAGACAUCUUGAUGCCUUCAUUAUGUUUUUUUGUUUAUGUCUUUCUUUUGCUGUUAACACCUUCUUUUCUUACUCUUUAUGUCUUUGACUGUAGAAAUGCUCUCAAAAUAACAUGUUUUGAUAAAUAGAGAUAUGUGUAGACCGCUGCUACCUUUACUCUCGGAUUUGACUAUACGGUCAGAUGAGUAGCAUAUUAGAUGAGUAGCAUAUGGUCAGAUGAGUAGCAUUAGCAUAUUUUAGGGUUUUACACUUUUUCACUAGCUUUUUCAAUGCUUGUCUUGAAAUAUGUACUAGGUGCUUGACAAAAUUGACUGGAAUUGAAUCCACCAUUUCUUAAACCUUCAAAACUGUGUCUCUUAGAAGAAACGAAAGGCCGGACCUCAUAAACAUUCGUUGGUUGAGCUGAAGAAAAGCUAAAAGCUCUUCUUUCGUUUGUCGCCUACCUGUAAAUGGCCUUAAAACUGUCGUUCUGUUUCUCUCGGGCGAUGUUUGUUUAACCAAAAUGAUGAGAGACUGUUGAGCUCUCCACUGGGUCGUUUGGGUUAUGUUCUCGUCACAAAUAAACGAUUUAUGUGAGCUGUACAAAUGUUUACUGUGCCAUUUGAUUAUGUAAAUAAAAUACUUUUGCACAUGUCCUGUCCGAUCAAGCUUUUUUUAUUCUUUUGUCUUGCAGGUAAAUUAGCUGUGAAUAACCUCAAUUUUCAACCACCCAGUAUUGGACAAAUUAAGAUGAUUACAGAUACUAGGGCAAAUAUAAUCCUGCAUUAGGCGUUGUGGAAUAUGUGGUAUAAUGAUGUGUUUUCCAGACCAUAUGUACAUAUAAGAGUCAUUAAACAUGCAUAAAACACAAUUCUCAAUAAAAUAUA